This is a messenger RNA of Caenorhabditis briggsae, 261 nucleotides long. Lineage: Eukaryota; Metazoa; Nematoda; Chromadorea; Rhabditida; Rhabditidae. The coding region runs from base 1 to 261 and encodes 86 amino acids. The transcript has 2 exons. The record is from RefSeq and is a predicted model, not a curated record.
AUGAAGAAAUUCGUCGUUUUCUUUGCUGCUCUGUUGGUUGUAAUCAGCUCGUUUGGAGUUCAGGGACAACCGAAUUAUGAGCCGCAACAUUAUCCUAACGUACCCAUCAGAGACAAUAGUGUGAUGAACGUCCAAGAAGGCGAACAAAUCUCACAUUUGGCUUCUAGAUUCUUUUUCAAUUCCAAAAAUGGUGGUCGAAGAGGUGGAAACGCAGGAAGUCAUGGAAAGAAAGUCACCAAAAAGCCCAAGUUGACUGAAUAA